AUGGCAGGAGGGACUUUUGCCACCCAAGGAAGUCACCCUAGGCACGCAGCAGAUGGAGCUAUAACGGGGUCCGUAGUCAUAAUCUGCAUUGUUGCGGCUUCAGCUGGGUUGAUUUUUGGCUACGAUGUUGGCAUUUCUGGAGGUGUAACAGCAAUGCCACCAUUUCUGGAGAAGUUCUUCCCAUCAAUUCCAAAGAAAAUGGCAGAGGCAAAGCCAAAUCAAUAUUGUAUAUUCGACAGUCAAGCCCUUACUGCAUUUACAUCCUCAUUGUACAUAUCUGGUUUGGUGUCAUCUCUUAUAGCCGGUCGUGUCACCACAACUACAGGGCGUAGGGGCAUUUUGAUUAUUGGUGGCAUCAUCUUCAUGAUCGGUACAUUACUUGGUGUUGUUGCCGUGAAUCUUGCAAUGCUCAUUUUGGGACGCCUCCUCCUGGGAUUUGGGGUUGGUUUCACAAAUCAGGCAGCCCCAAUAUACAUAACAGAGAUGGCACCACCAAAAUGGCGAGGCGCAUUUACCACAGCCUUCCAAUCCUUCCUCGGCGGAGGGGCGCUACUUGCAACAAUAAUAAACUGGUUUGCGUCUAAGAUGGGUGAAAACGGGUGGCGAUUUUCUCUCGGCUGUGCCGGAAUUCCUGCCAUCAUCAUGACAGUGGGUGCAUUCUUCAUUCCAGACACACCCAGUAGCCUCAUCCAACGGGGUCAGCUUCAAAAAGCCAGGCAAUCCCUCAACCAAGUCCGUGGCGUGGACUCGGACACUGAAGCUGAGCUCAACAAUCUGAUCAACUACCAUGAAGCAGCCAAAGCCGCCACUAAGCAACCUUACAAGACCAUAUUCCAAAGAAAGUAUCGUCCACACCUUGUGAUGACAGCAGCAAUUCCAUCGUUUCAGCAGUUGACAGGGAUCAACAUUGUGGCCUUCUAUGCGCCUGUUUUAUUUCGUUCUGUUGGAUUAAGUUUGAGUGGUUCUUUGAUUGGAGCUAUUAUACUUAAUUUCAUCAAUUUUUCGUCUACAUUUGUUUCAGCUUAUUCUGUUGAUAGGUUUGGACGAAGACUGUUGUUCUUGGAAGCUGGUGUCCAGAUUAUCCUCUGCCAGUUGAUCUUGGCAUAUAUAUUUUCAGCAGAACUAGGGACUGCAGGCACAUCAAGUUUCUCAAAGGGAUCAGCCAUUCUGGUACUGGUCCUAAUGUGUAUAAUCGCCGCCGGAUUUGGGUGGUCAUGGGGACCUCUAACGUGGAUUGUGCCGAGCGAAAUCUUGCCGUUGGAAGUCAGACCAGCCGGGCAAGGCAUAUGCAUUGCCAGCAAUUUUUUGUUGACGUUCAUCCUGUCUCAGGUGUUCUUGUCCAUCUUAUGUAAGAUGAAAUAUGGGGUGUUCUUGUUCUACGCCGGGUGGGUUAUGAUAAUGACCGUUUUUGUGGGGCUCUUUUUGCCGGAGACUAAGGGGAUUCCCUUACAAGAAAUGAACAAAAUCUGGCAAGACCAUUGGUUCUGGAAUCGAUUCGUUGAAGACCCUUCCUCAAACUAUGCAAAUUUGAUCGAGUAAGUUUAAUAAGUUACUACAAAACUUUGUUUGUGACUCAACUGCUGGGACUAGGGGAGUUUCUUAUUACUUUCAUUUCGCUAUAGCGGGAAUCAGAAUCAGAAUCAGCCUGGACAUUCACUUUGAUCUUUGGGAAGUGAUACAGAACUCAUCAGUGUAGUCGAUGAUUUGACUACUGUUGUAUCGAGAGAUUAGAUCGCAGCUAGAUUAGCUUAUUUUUUUUGUUGAACA
Molecule: messenger RNA, 1767 nt
Organism: Quercus robur (English oak)
Lineage: Eukaryota; Viridiplantae; Streptophyta; Magnoliopsida; Fagales; Fagaceae
Product: sugar transport protein 5-like
Exons: 4
Coding region: 1-1539 (512 amino acids)
Biological process (GO): monosaccharide transmembrane transport
Cellular component (GO): membrane
Molecular function (GO): monosaccharide transmembrane transporter activity
Source: RefSeq, a predicted model, not a curated record